AUGACCUCUACUCUAGGUCCGCCGCCGCCGUACUACGAGAACCGGGGCUUCCAGCCGGAGCCCCCCUACGCUGCCGGGCAGGCAGCAGGUGCUCCCCCUUACCCACACCAGCUCUUCUCCACCAACCCUCCCUCCGUGCCAAGCUACAUCCCAAGGGUUGCCACCCACCAGUCCACCAGGCCAGCAGCGCCCCCGCCCAGGAGAACCUGUGCAGCCAGUCUAAGGAAAACGAUAAUAAUAAUAUUAUCUAUGUUAAUAGUCAUUUGUUGUGCAAUUGCUGCUUUCUUCAUCUGGUAUUUUGUAGAGAAUCACUGUCUCAGCUCCCUGAUUGAGUGUGGAUCCUCAGGGGUGUGCAUGUCCCCCUCGCAGUGGUGUGACGGAGUGAGCGACUGCCCCAACGGGGAGGACGAGACCCGCUGUGUUAGACUUUUUGGACCAAAUUUUAUUCUGGAAGUUUACUCACCUGUCAGCAAAUCCUGGUAUCCUGUUUGCCAAGAUGACUGGAGUGAUGAUUAUGGGAAGAUUGCAUGCAAAGACAUGGGCUACAGUGUGGAUACAUAUUUCUACAGUCGUGGGGUGGAACCUGAAGUCAGCUUUAAGAGCUACAUGAAGCUGAACACAAGUGCUGGGAAUAUAGACUUGUACAAAAAGCUGUACAGCAGUGGUUCCUGUGCCUCAGGAAAUGUGGUUUCUCUGCGCUGCAUAGCGUGUGGCCUGUCCAGCAAGAGCGCGAGCAUCAUGAACAGGAUCGUGGGGGGCAGCGGGGCCGUGCUGGGGCAGUGGCCGUGGCAGGUCAGCCUGCACGUGCAGGGCACCCACGUCUGCGGGGGCUCCAUCAUCACCCCGCACUGGCUGGUGACAGCAGCACACUGUGUGGAAGGGCGACUGUCUGACCCACACAGCUGGAGGGUUUAUGCUGGGAUUCUGAAUCAGGAUGAGAUGCUCUUCAGGAGUGGACACAAAGUGCAGCUGAUAAUUUCCCACCCAGAUUAUGACACGGACUCUAAAGACAAUGAUGUUGCCCUUAUGAAGCUGGAGACACCACUGAGUUUUACUGAAUCUGUGAGGCCGGUUUGUCUGCCCAAUCCAGGAAUGAUGUUCCAGCCUAACCAGCAGUGCUGGAUAUCAGGGUGGGGAGCAGAGCACCAAGGAGGUAAAACAUCAAAUAACUUGAAUUACGUUGCGGUGCCCCUAAUAGAACGUUCGAGGUGUAAUGCUGUUUAUAUCUACAAUGGCAUGAUUCUGCCUACAAUGAUCUGUGCUGGAGACCUAGCAGGGGGAAUUGAUUCCUGUCAGCAAAAUGUAAUUUGUAUCCGAGUGCCACCCGACUGA
Pyrgilauda ruficollis (rufous-necked snowfinch) is the source of this 1332-nucleotide messenger RNA. It is a transcript of the gene TMPRSS2, whose product is annotated as transmembrane serine protease 2. Gene Ontology annotation, molecular function: serine-type endopeptidase activity; protein binding. Gene Ontology annotation, cellular component: membrane. The transcript has 12 exons. Gene Ontology annotation, biological process: protein autoprocessing. NCBI's taxonomy places the organism in Eukaryota, Metazoa, Chordata, Aves, Passeriformes, Passeridae. Bases 1 to 1332 code for a protein of 443 amino acids. The record is from RefSeq and is a predicted model, not a curated record.